UCUCUCCUCUCUAUAAAUAUAACACCCUACAUAUCUGCUUUCCUUUGUCCAUUAGAAUAUACAGAAACUAAACUCAAUGGAAAUGGAAGUGGUUAUCCCUGUAAACAAAAUGGAUUUUGACUUUAACAGUCCACAUGUCAGUGCACCUUCGACGCCCAAGCGUUUUGGGGAAUUCUAUUGCAGCGCUCCGACAAGUCCGACGCAUUUGGCGCAGUUUUAUCGUGAUUUUGAUGAUUUCUCGAACAGAGCCAGCGGAGUCACAUCGAGGGUGCCGUUUGGUUCCCCUAAGAAUGAAGGUGAUUUUGCUUUUGAUAUUGGUGAGGAGUCAUCGGAAAAGGAGUCUCUUUCGGCGGAGGAACUGUUUGACGGCGGCGUAAUUAAGCACCUAAAGACCCCAUCGCGGCUGCAAGCUUCCACCGGAGCAAGAAUUAAGGGUGAUUACUCACCAAGGCAUAAGAAAGAGGCCGACCCUUUUGCAAUCUCUUCUCAAAGCGCCACGGCGGAGCACAGUCACAGAAGAGGAAGAGAGAGAGCUCCUGCAGCAGUUUUAUCUUCAUCAAGCCGAAGAGCAACGCGUUCACUUUCUCCUGCAAGAGAUUCUGAUCAAAAUUCACGGGAUCAAGAAGAGAAAAAACAGCAGAAUACAAAGAUUUUGUGCUCAUCUUCAUCCUCAAAAUGUCACAGAAAAUGGAGAUUGAAGGACUUUUUCUUGUUCCGAAGUGCAUCUGAAGGACGAGCAGCAGAUAAAGAUCCUUUAAGGAAAUACACAGCAGGGUUCAGAAAAUCAUAUGAAGAUGCUAAGAAUCCGAAUUUCCGGAGAAUGGAUAGCCAGGAUUCUGGAUCAAAUUCAAGUAGAAGAGGAAAAGUUUCAGCUCAUGAAUUGCAUUACACAACAAAUCGUGCAGUUUCUGAAGAUUUGAAGAAGAAAACCUUCUUGCCAUACAAGCAAGGCAUUCUGGGGCGCCUUUCAUUCAAUCCUGCGGCCCAUGCACUGGCUAAUGGUUUCGGGUUUUCUCGUAAAUGAAUAUUCGUCCGGUACAGUUGAGGACGGCAUGGUGAGAAGGAAUAAUUCUCUGCUAAUUAUAAUCUUUUUUUAAUUUUUUUAAUGUUUUGGAUAGGUAAUUUUUUCAGAUUUUGGUCAUGAGAUGUAUAAAAAUAAAUUUUACACAUUGAAGCAUCAUAUCUUAUUGUGGAAUUAUUUAUCAAUGUACUAAAUUUUAUUGAUCCUAAAAAAUUUAGGGUCUGCUAGAUAAAAUCUUGUUUCA
Olea europaea var. sylvestris is the source of this 1265-nucleotide messenger RNA. RefSeq lists its product as uncharacterized. The transcript has a single exon. The record is from RefSeq and is a predicted model, not a curated record. Bases 77 to 1024 code for a protein of 315 amino acids. Lineage: Eukaryota; Viridiplantae; Streptophyta; Magnoliopsida; Lamiales; Oleaceae.